AUGGAAGUAACCCGGCGGCCGGCAUACCUAGCUAGCAUCAUGCAAGUAAUAAACAUUGUUCUCGUAAUGUUCUCCAGUAUCCGCACAAGGAGAGAGGUGCGGUGUACGAUUACACGUGCGGCGAUUGGUAACCGCGUUGUUGGUAUGUGUUCAUGUACAAUCUACUUAUAUUUUUAUGUGUGUGAGACUGAGAACUGCGUUCGGCGUGGGACGGGGCAGUGCAUUUUUUGCGAACACGAGAUGAACGGCAGGCCGUUGAACUCUGCCGCUUGUCUCGGUACCAAAUUUUGCCAACGGAGCGCAUCUUUCAGUAUCUUUACUUAG
Molecule: messenger RNA, 324 nt
Organism: Spodoptera littoralis (African cotton leafworm)
Lineage: Eukaryota; Metazoa; Arthropoda; Insecta; Lepidoptera; Noctuidae
Source: the annotation of a GenBank genome assembly